This is a messenger RNA of Acanthochromis polyacanthus (spiny chromis), 6207 nucleotides long. RefSeq names its product discs, large (Drosophila) homolog-associated protein 3 (gene dlgap3). Lineage: Eukaryota; Metazoa; Chordata; Actinopteri; Pomacentridae. Gene Ontology annotation, cellular component: postsynaptic specialization; glutamatergic synapse. Bases 498 to 3839 code for a protein of 1113 amino acids. The transcript has 15 exons. Gene Ontology annotation, molecular function: molecular adaptor activity. Gene Ontology annotation, biological process: signaling. The record is from RefSeq and is a predicted model, not a curated record.
GAGAGAGAGAGAAGUAGAGAGAGGGAGAGGGAGGACGAGGCACCGCUGGUUUCCCUGCUGCUUCUCCAUCCUCCGUUCUCCUCCACAGUGAUCGGGGAGCUGUGGAAUCGACGCGUGUCUCCAUAAGGCUACGAAUAGUAAAAACGCCGCACAGAAAGCCCGACUUCAAGCUGGUGACAGAUGCCAUCGCAGAAGGGCAAAGAAGAUGGUACUAAGAAAACGACAGAGAGGAAGGAGAGGGACACAGGCUUAAAGUCUUCUUGCUCUUGUGUUCUGAAGGAAGAGUGAUUGGCACCGAGUUCUUUUGCUGCCCUUUCCUACCUAAAGACAUGGAGCACCAUUUCCUGAUGAGACUGUGGCACUUCAGGCAACAGUCAAUCAUCAGCCACCUUCACCGACAAUCUUAAUGUCCAGACUGUGAAUGUGAGACCGGUGCAGCCCUGUCACGCCCACAGCGCCCCCUUUCGGCCCGGACGGCCCACCACGCCCCGGCGCCUAUGAAAGGGUACCAUGUCAGCCGUAGCAUGUCUCAGCAUUCCUCCGGUGGUGGCGGAGGAGGCCCCUGCCACUGCAUGCCUGAGGAUUGCGACGGCCCGAGCAGAGACUACUACCAGGGUCACAGCGAUGGCCACUAUUACCCUCCAGGAGGUCCAGCUGAGGCUCUGGCACUGGAGAGGCACCACUCACACUCCCAUUCACACUCCCAUAGCCACUCUGGAGGGGGCACCUUCCCCCGCUCCCACCCCAGCCAGCACCCACCUCUCCAGUCGUUUGACUCUUGCGAAGAGUGCCUAUCGUCGGGCCACGGAGGGAAGAUGCACCGGAUUCCCCCAAAUCUGAUGGAUCAGUUCGAGAAGCAGGUGCCCUUCCACCCUGAUGGUUUCCACACACUGCAGUACCAGCGCACUGCCAGCGGGGGUGCUGAGCAGCGCAGCGAGAGCCCCUCCCGCAUCCGCCACCUGGUCAACUCGGUGCAGCGCCUCUUCGCCAAGUCCCAUUCCCUGGAAGCGCCAUCCAAACGGGAGUACAACGGCACAAGGGGAGGCGGGGACUACCGUGGUGAGAGAGGGGGAGGCCACAGGAGUGGAGGGGAGGAGGGUCAAUACUCGGGUCACCAGUCUCGCUCUACCAGGAGGAGCAAGUCUCGAGAGCGUAGCAAGAGUGGAGACUCGCGGCAUGAGUCGGGCAGACGCCAUCGCAGCAGGACAGCAGGCUGGUGGAGUUCUGAUGACAAUCUGGACAGCGACAGCAGCUUCCUGGUCAGUGGGGGUAGACGAGGGUAUCCCAGUGGACAUGAGAGCCUAGAUGCUGCCAUUCAGGAGCUCACUAUGAAAAAGCCCAAGGAGCGAGGUGGUGGGCCGGGAUCUGGGGAAUGCAUGGCCUGUACCACAAUGGCCCUGGCUGGUACUGAGGGAGGAGGACACCAUGGACAUCAUGGGCAUCACGGGCACCACGGUCAUUCCCUGAAGAGGAGCACCUGGUCAGCCAUGACAGUGAGUCAGGCCCGAGAGGUGUAUCCUUCCACCAGGGGAGGAGGCUAUGACAAAGCCCUGGUGCCAGUCGAGAGCAAGAUGAAGGAGAGGACCUUCCACUACCUGCAGGUCCCUUCAGAAGACUGGGGAGGUGGCUACGGUGGUGGCAAUGCCGCUGACAGUGGAGGGGAGAUUCCGUGUCGUCGUAUGCGGAGCGGCAGCUACAUCAAAGCCAUGGGUGAUGAUGACAGUGCCGACUCAGACACAAGCCCUAAAGCCUCGCCCAAGUCCACCCUGAUCGCUCAGAGGGAUGCCUUCAGACGGGCUAUCAGCAUGGAUCAAAGGUACUCGUGUAAGCAGUGCACAGAUUCCUACCCAAACAACCGGACGGCACCCAAAACCCACACCCGCUCUCGUAGCUACACCCGCUCUUUGACCAGCUCACAGCUGGGAGACACAUUGAAUCGUCAGUUCGAGGCCGUGUGUGAAACCAUGUUCGGGGAGGUGGAGUCUCAAGCCGUCGAGGCCCUGGAUCUUCCUGGCGUGUUCCGCACUCGCAGCCACAGCUACGUUCGCGCCAUCCAGGCUGGCUGUUCCCAGGACGACGAUUGCCUGUCCGUCUUCUCCAUGUCUGGCCCCCAGGGAAGCAUCAAGGGUGGGGCCGUCUUUCCUUAUCGCAAAGGUGCUCCUCCCCCACUCCCACCUCGCAUGUCAAAGUCUUCACUCUCAGUGCGAGCCCAGAGCAGCACCGAGUCCACCCAGGAUACCUACUACCAGAGUAGCGGACAGCUGGCCUCAGGCUCCGGCCCCGGGCGUCCCAAGCAGCACAGCAACUCCGUGGACCUGGGCAGCUCUGACGGGCCCUCGGGUCGCACCUCCAGAGGAGGCUACUACACGUCUAGCGGCCCAGGACGUUCCCGACAGCACAGUAAUUCUGCAGAGAGCCUAGAUGGGGUCAGGGGGUCAAGGGAGCUGGUACCCUAUGGAGGGGGCCCGGGAGUCGGGGUGAGGGCCAAACACAGCAGCUCAGCUGACAGCCUCCUUGAGGGUCCACCGAGGCCAGCCAGGGAGAGGGAUGGCAGGGUCGGAGGCAGCCUGGGGAAGUCGGCCUCUCUGCCUCAAAACAGCAUAGUGCUGAGUAAAGUAGGAGGGCAGGACGAAGGACGUGGAGGCAGGAAGUGGAGGCCCUCCAUAGCCGUGCAGGUGGACAGCUCAGAGACUCUGUCAGAUUCGGACGCAGAAGGCAAAGCUCUUACAGAGGUCCACUCUAUAGGAGUCCAAGUGGAGGAAGACAAAAGGCGCGCUCGUUUCAAGCGCUCCAAUAGCGUGACGGCGAGCGUACAGGCCGACCUGGACCCUGAGGGCUUUCCCGGGCUCAGCAUGGCCGUGCCAACGCAGGACAAGAGUCUCCAGUUCGGCUGCUCCUUCCAAAGGCAUUCAUCGGAGCCCGAGUCGGCCAGCCAGUACACCGAGUGCCACCGCACCGUCCACACGCAGGGACAGUGGGCCUACAGAGAGGACUUUAUCCAGAGCGGCUACACCAGUGAGGCCUGCCAAGCAGACCCACGGCCCCACCAGCACCCACUCCUGCCUCCACGUUCCCACUCACCUCUGCCCAUUACCUCUGAGCGAGCUUGGGCGGGGACACCGUCCUUAGAGGGCCCCAGGAGCCUUCCUGAUUCUGGCCGAGCUUCGCCUUGCAUGAGAGACGGAGAGUUCUUCUUACGCCUCCUGCAGACGGAAGUGGAGAGGAUGGAGGGGUGGUGCCAGAACAUGGAGAGAGAGGCAGAGGAGAAUGAACUUCCAGAGGAAGUUCUUGAGCCGAUUCGAAAUGCAGUUGGCAGCGCCCAGAUGCUCAUGUCUCAGAAAGUCCAGCAGUUCUUCCGCCUCUGCCAACAAAGUGUGGAUCCAUCAGUCUACCCCCAACCCACGUCUCAGGACCUGGCAGCCUUCUGGGACUUGCUCCAGCUCAACAUAGAGGACGUCAGGGUCAAGUUUCAGGACCUUCAGAGGCUUAAGGACUCUGGUUGGAGGCUUCCACCUGAAAAGAAGGAGGACAAGAAGCUUCCUCCUCCCUUACCAAAGAAGCCAGCGGGCGGGGUGAGCGGCAGCCUCCGGGCCGAUAGCGUUAGCGAUGGCGGUGCUGGAGGUGGAGGAGGUGGGUCGGGGGGCCUGGUGGUGCCUCGCGUGGGAGGACACACCCUACCCAUCAGGGAGAAGUCCCUGGACCUCGUGGACCGUCAGAGGACAGAAGCAAGGAGGAGGCUGCUACAGACCAAGCGUACUGCCUCUUUCAGGCAGAACUCUGCCACGGAGAGCGCCGACAGCAUCGAGAUCUACAUCCCCGAAGCCCAGACUCGACUCUGAACGCCAGGCUGAGGUGUCUCCCUCCCACCUCCCUCACUCACCCUCACCCCUGUGAAGCUGGCCUGUGCGCCAGUCUCAGCCAAUCUUUCUCUGAGCCCAGUUUUGGAUCUUUAGCGAGUCAUUGCUGUCCAUGCGCUACUCCCCCUCAGCAAUUCCAUCAAAUUCAUUAAACAAGCAAUGACAGCCAUGUUAGUGUCUUGAAAUUUGGACAUUUUACUGACACAGAAGCCUCGAUCUAAAACGGUAGCUAGCAGUUACUGACGUUUUUAGGUCUCUGGAUUUCUUUUUUAUUAUCAUUUUGGCUGACAACAAACAAGAACCAGUCCAUUUUUAUAACAGUAGUCAGCGGAGGUUCACGCAGUAGUAGCAUGCCUGUGCGUGUUCACCUAGCACAUCUCCAUCAUUGAAAAUUAAGGGCUUAACAGGCACAAGACCUCUGACAGAAUCUCCUAAUGUGAAUCCCAGAUGGGGUUUGCAGCAAAAUCAGCUACAUGUCACAUUCAUGGGGUUUCUGAAUCACGACGUAUCCAUACUCUUCACCGAUGCUACCAGUAUGGAUGAAUAAACAUUGAUGAAUUUCUCAGCAUCAGUUUAAAUGCCCUUAAAGUCAGAUGGUUGGCAAACCCCAAAGAACAUCCCCUGAGCAUAGUCAGUCAACUACAUCUGGCACCGUAGGCCCAGGUGCCAUCUGUCCACACGGGGGGGCUUGGUCAGAGAAUAUGAAACAAUUUUUAUCUCUUUCAUUUUCUCACGCCCCGUGUGUCCGCAGACGACCCUCAGCAUUCAGCAGUGAGGCUGUUUGAAUGUGCAAGUGCUUUUUGUACAUAGAGUGCACACUCAUGUUUGCCAAAAGGAGUUUUUGCGGUGUAGCAUCACAGCCUUGACAGCUAGAGAGCAUCACAGACGAGAAAAAAAGAAAAAAGAAAAAAAAGAAGAGCCGUUUCCUUCUUACGUAGUCUUUCUGAAGUUUCAAGUGUUCAGGGGUGGGGUUUCUGGGAGUUUUUAGGGGAAUAUAUUUUUGGGGGCUUUUCAGGACUUUACUGAGGAAGCCACCUUUUCACUGUGAGACUAUAGCACCACCAAGUGGUCAAAUGAGGACACUAACAACAGUGGUCUGUAGAGAGUUCUCUCCACCUCAGUCAGGAAUUAACAGACACCCUGAUGAAACAGCCAUGAAAGAAGAUCAGAUUCUUUCUAACUUCAUUUCAGUUCUUUCCCCUCGACUUGCAGUGUGUUUUCUCUUCCCUUGAAUAAUAUUUGAAUGGACUUUCCCAUGAUGUUUUUAUGGAUAAUUAAGAGGGUGGCAGAUCACAAAGUAAAAGAGGGAGCGCUGCUUAAUUUCUUGUGCAGUCCUCACAAUUUCCCACAGCACUGAUAACAGAAGGAAUGGUUUCUUUGAUCAAAAGCAAACAAAAGCAGUCAAUCAGUGAACAGUAGCUCCCUCUGUAACCCUUCCAAAGAGUCAUCAAACCGAGGAGCCCAUCAAUUGUGAAACAAUAGAAAAGAAGCAAUUGUAUGAGGCUAAGAUUACGUAACACUUGAUAUGAAUGGAAUAGUGUACAUUUGUUGCACUGUGUUUCCCGUUCCCUUUAUUUACACCCUGAAAUCAAACUAUCUGGUGUUUCCACAAGUGCAGCAUGAUUUUCAAAGUUUUAAAGGGAUCGUAUUUACAAAUUGUAUGCCAGAAUAGAUAUUUCUAAUUUAAGUAUUUAGUAUGGAUGUUGCAUAGAUGUUUGUGUGUGAAUGCACUGGAAUUAAUGAAGAUGAAGGCUGUGUGUUAUGAGGGACACAAGCCCAGUGAGUACUAAAACGUCCAAAUCUGCCAAAAACACUAAAUAUAAGAAUCUUUUAGCAUGACCAAUUUUUUUUUCUUUUGUAACACUUGGAUGGAAUGUGUUGGCAAAAUGGGAUAUUUUAAUGGGAGAUGUAUAUUUUAUAAUAUAAUCUACAUUUUUAGAUUAGUAGAGAUUAUUAAGUACAGUAUAUGUACAAAGAAAGCAUAUAUCAAAUGUGAAAUACUACAGUAUUAUUAUGAUAGAUUAUAGCAUUGUGUGAUACUACAGCUGUGUGGCAUAUCCAGACUCAGUACACGUGAAAAAGAAUUUGAAACAAUUGUUAUUAUCUUCAGUUUGUGAGUCAGGUUCACAGGGUAUAACUGGCAAGUGUUAAUUGCCAAGUUUGAUCCUCCUUAGGCCUACUAUAUAUCUGUCUGUGGUUCCAACAACAUAUACUGCUGUAUCCCCUCCCUGUAUUUCCUCUUUAGAACCAACUACAUGUGCCUAACCAGCUAUAUGUGGAGGUUUCCUUUGAACACAGUUUACAGUAUAUAUAUAUAUAUAUAUAUAUAUAUAUAUAUAUAUAAAGAUAU